GAAAAGGUGCCUGCCGGGGGUCCCAGGCUGCGGCCUGCUCCCGCCCACGGCGCAUCCCUACCAGGGCGCCCCGCGCCCCAUUCCCGUCCCGGGCGCCCGGCACGCCAUUUCCGGUCCCGGACUCCCCCCAGCCGCGCGCCGUGGUUCCGCCCGCGCGUCACGUGACCGCCGCGCCAGGUCCGGCGGCUUGAUUUCGGUCAGCUGCUCCCGCCGGAGUUCGGUGCUCGUGCGCGUCCGCUGCUCCCGAGUGCCCGCCGCCUGGUGUCCACGCCCGCCGCCGAGAUGAUGUGCGGCGCGCCCACCCCCACGCAGCCGGCCACGGCCGACACCCAGGCCAUCGCCGACCAGGUGAGGGCCCAGCUGGAAGAGAAGGAGAAGAAGUUCCCGAUGUUCAAGGCUGUGGAGUUCAAGAGCCAGGUGGUCGCCGGGAGGGUCUUCUUCAUCAAGGUUCAAGUGGAUGAUGAUAACUUCGUGCACAUUCGAGUAUUUGAAAGCCUCCCACACGAGAACAAGCCCUUGGCCUUGGCCAGCUACCAGACCCACAAAGGCAGACACGACGAGCUGACCUACUUCUAGUCCCGAUUUUGCACACAGCCCGUCGCCCAUGUGGGUCUCUCCACUGCCAACCUGUGUCUGGGACCUCACGCGGUGCCACUCGGGGGGCGGGGGGGAUGCAUCUCUCCGGUGUCUCUAUUCCUCAUUUUCAUUGUGUUCAUUUUUUUCUCCCAGUCAAUGAUCUUAAGUAAAUUACUUUCAAGGA
Molecule: messenger RNA, 760 nt
Organism: Lagenorhynchus albirostris (white-beaked dolphin)
Lineage: Eukaryota; Metazoa; Chordata; Mammalia; Artiodactyla; Delphinidae
Gene: CSTB
Product: cystatin B
Exons: 3
Coding region: 283-576 (97 amino acids)
Cellular component (GO): cytosol
Molecular function (GO): cysteine-type endopeptidase inhibitor activity
Source: RefSeq, a predicted model, not a curated record